Molecule: messenger RNA, 1569 nt
Organism: Hansenula ciferrii
Lineage: Eukaryota; Fungi; Ascomycota; Saccharomycetes; Phaffomycetales; Wickerhamomycetaceae
Product: Pantothenate transporter
Exons: 1
Coding region: 1-1569 (522 amino acids)
Biological process (GO): transmembrane transport
Cellular component (GO): membrane
Molecular function (GO): transmembrane transporter activity
Source: RefSeq, a predicted model, not a curated record
AUGACGGACACUAUAAAGAAUGAUUUGAAAAUUAAUCAUUCAAAUGUAUCAAGUGAUUUUGAAAACAGUUCAGACUCAUCAUAUGUUGAAACGCCUAUACAUUCAUGGAAAGGUAGAUUAUGGGAUUCAUGGGAUAAACCUCAAAAAGAACGUUGGUUCUUAUUUAAAUUAGAUUUCCUACUAAUGUUUAUUGCUGGAUCUGGUGUUUUCCUUAGAUACUUGGAUCAAGCCAAUAUAAAUAAUGCAUUUGUCUCAGGUAUGAAAGAAGAUUUAAAUUUAUAUGGUAAUGAAUUAAACUAUGCAAAUACUUGUUGGUCAAUUGGUUAUGCUAUUGCACAGAUUCCAUCAAAUUUAUUAUUAUCAAAAUUGAAAACUCCACAUUAUUAUAUCGCUUUCUUAGAAAUUGGUUGGUCUGUUUUAACUUUUUGCUCUGCAAGUUUUAAUGGUCCAAAAUCUAUGUAUGGUAUUAGAUUUCUCAUUGGUGUUUUAGAAGCUGGUCAUUUCCCGGCAGUGAUGUAUAUUGCAAGUUCAUGGUAUACAAAAUCAGAAUUAUCGAAAAGAAUUUCAAUCAUUCAAUUUAAUACUUCAACUGGUCCAUUAAUUAGUGCUUUUUUACAAACAGCUGCUUAUAAUGGUCUUAAUGGUACACAUGGUCGUGCAGGUUGGAGAUGGUUAUUCAUUGUUGAUGGUAUAAUUUCAUUACCAUUAGCUGUAUUAGUAGUUUUCUUAUUGCCUGAUAUUCCAAGAACUCAAAAACCAAAUUGGAUAUUCUCAAAUAAAGAAAUUGAAUUGGCUAAAAAAAGAGUACCAACAGAAGUUAAGAUUCAUGCUACUUUUAGAAAAUCAGAUAUCUUAAGUUGGUUAGGAACAUGGCAUGUUUAUUUUUUCAGUAUUUCAUUUAUAUUAGAAGCACUAUCAGGAUUACCAUCAAGUUCAUUACCAUUUUGGUUUAAAUCCUUCAAUACAAAGACACAUAUUGAAUAUACAGUUGGACAAAUUAAUAAUUAUUCAGCUCCAUUAUAUGCAAUAAGAAUCCUUGCAACUGUGAUUCAAGGAUAUAUAUCAGAUGAUUUAUUAAAAGGUAAAAGAUGGAUAAUCAUCGCAUUCAACGGUAUUGUAAUGUUUUGUUUAGGGAUUGCAUUAGCAACAACACUAGUUCAUCCUUCAGAUCGUGCUGGUAGAUGGACACUAUAUUAUCUUAUAGGUAUUUAUGCCAAUGGUGCACAAGCAUGGACAUGGGUUAACGAAGCUACAAUGGGGGAACCUUCUAAAAGAGCAUUUGUUGGUGCUGUUAUGAAUGCUUUUGUUUAUGCUUUUACUUCAUUUGUUCCAAUUUUUGCAUUCCCAACUCAAGAUCAACCUUUUGUUAAAAAGGGAAAUAUCAUGUCUGCUUGUUUAGCUUUAGUUAGUGUUUUUUUUGCAAUUGGUGGUGGUUAUAUUGAACAUUUGAAAUUAAGAAGUGGAUUUUUCAGAAGUGUUCCACUUAAAGAUAUUGAAGAUGAUGGUAAAAUUGAAGAUUCUGAAGCAAGUGCAGGUGAUGUGAAAAAAAGUUCAGAAAAAAAUAUUUGA